AUGGUCAAGGUGACCACGGAGCAUUUCCAAGGUUUCUUUCAAGAGAGGGCAGUAGAUGUAGAGCAGGGAAAUGUAUUUUUAGAACAAGUGUCCCGGCAAGUGCCGGAGGACAUUAGAAAAGCAAUGGAGGCUGCCCGGGAUGGAUGGGCUUCCGGCUGAGUUUUACCUCAAGUUUUGGGGUAUACUUGGGCCAGUAGUCCUAAAAGUCUUGAAGGCCAUCCUCGAGACAGGGGAUCGAUGGCCAUAG
Molecule: messenger RNA, 247 nt
Organism: Coregonus sp. 'balchen'
Lineage: Eukaryota; Metazoa; Chordata; Actinopteri; Salmoniformes; Salmonidae
Source: the annotation of a GenBank genome assembly